AAUCAACAGCUGUAAAUGCAUGUCUGUUAGUGGGAGCUUGUCCAUCAAAUCGGGUAAAAAUUGUGGCUUUUUGCUGUUUCUGUGUGCAACUCGCUUUUUUGUAUCAUCUCUUGUGCUGCUUCUCCUUUCCUUGAAUUAUUGUAUGAAUCUUGGUGUGUUUUUGAGAGAGGGCUCGUCACCCAAAGGAUAGAUGUUUCCUUUUUCGUGGAUCCUCCUUUUCUUGCCCCUCUGCGAUUUUCUCUUUUGUCUUUUAAUUUUAUGUUCCAUCACUUCAACGCAAUUUUAACAAUAUACAUUUGAUUAUUAUGGCGUCAUUCAAUUACUGUCGUUUGCUACUACCUCCCAUCUUGCCCAUUCUCUCCAUUACUAUAUCUUCAUUUACCAUCUUUCACUUCCUCCGCAUCACUCUCUUUCCCUUACCUCUUUCCACACCUCUGGUUUCUUUGAAAUGGAGCAAGAUCAUCAUCUUACUUGUGGUCACAGACCCAGCUUUAUUAUCUUCUCUCUGUUGUUUCUAAUAGUUUCAAGCUGGACCCAGGAGGGAUUUGUUACUGAAGGUAGAAAAACUCUGAAACAGAAUGGUUCUGAGGAGGUGGUACUUAGUGAGGAUGAUACAAGUGUGAGAGCGAGGAUAGGUUCGAGGCCACCGAAAUGUGAGGGAAGGUGUAGCUGGUGUGGUCACUGUGAGGCUAUCCAGGUACCUACGAAUCCCCAGGUCCAGAAGGAGAAGAUGAACACUUCAAUUGCUGCUUAUGGAAGAGGAGAUGAGAGUACAACUUCAAACUACAAGCCAAUGAGUUGGAAGUGCAAGUGUGGGAAUCUCAUUUUCAACCCUUGAUGAUUUCAGUCCUUACCAGUACCAAAAUUUAGAUCCUUAUAUAACUACACCAAUCGAUUGGUCCAUAUAUUUUGUAUGUGAAUAGAUAUUUUCACUUUUUCAGUUAUUCUUUUCUCCUUGCAUGGAUCCUUUUCACCUUUUCUAUAUAGGCACCAUAUAGUAAUCACUAGCAGUGUGCUUUCUGAUAUGCUG
Neltuma alba is the source of this 1030-nucleotide messenger RNA. RefSeq names its product EPIDERMAL PATTERNING FACTOR-like protein 2. Gene Ontology annotation, biological process: stomatal complex development; guard cell differentiation. The coding region runs from base 449 to 838 and encodes 129 amino acids. The transcript has 2 exons. The record is from RefSeq and is a predicted model, not a curated record. Lineage: Eukaryota; Viridiplantae; Streptophyta; Magnoliopsida; Fabales; Fabaceae.